Molecule: messenger RNA, 1599 nt
Organism: Ixodes scapularis (black-legged tick)
Lineage: Eukaryota; Metazoa; Arthropoda; Arachnida; Ixodida; Ixodidae
Exons: 4
Coding region: 160-1236 (358 amino acids)
Source: RefSeq, a predicted model, not a curated record
GGGUUCGCUCACGUUGCAAGGCAUACUAUUACAAAUCCAAAAACCUCUAAUAGAGGAAAUAAAAAAAGUUUCAUAUUUCAUCUUACGAAUUUUUGGGAAUCUGGUCAAGACGAAGCCUUUGCCAAUAGGUUCUUGCACCCACAAAUCUUCAUUGAUAUAAUGAGUACUCUUAUGAGUAUUUAUACUAAUACAAACGUUGAAGACAUUACGGACACUCGUCUACAUAUGUGGUCUAAACAAUGUCUUAGUGAAGUACUUAAUUCAAUCCGUAUAUUCACGAGAAUAAUGCCAUCAAGCAACAAUUGUGUCGCCGCUGCUGCUGCUGCUGCUGCUGUUAAAAGCAAUGAGAAGGAAACACCUCAAACUUCUGCUGCAAUACAAGUGUCAACGGACGAUCCAGAGGAUCAGGUUUUUCAAGAUGUGCGAGAUCGCAUUAACCAAUUGACAGAAUCUUCGGAUCCCUGGGGAGGAUGUGACGAAGACAUGGCAUGGACAUCGAGAAUCGACAACGCUUCGAAUGAAAAACCAAUGCUGGGGGUAGGGGGUUCCGAAGAGGAAAAAGAAGGGCUCGAUAAGCCGACCGAACAUGGUGUUGACAACGCAGUAGAAGAUGGCAAGGAAUAUCAGGCUGCGAUUACCCAAGUUCGCAAAGACAACGAAGAAGAGUGCAUAACACAAGUUGUAAAAAGCUAUGACGGACAACCGAUAUGCCAGGAAGAGUCCCAAUAUCAUGGAAGCGAAAGAGCGCUUAUUGGUAACGAUGGCAUAGUUAUUCAAGAUUGCCAAUACGAUAAAGAGUGUGAUAUACAAUUCAUGACUAAUGGGGAAGAAGAAAUGUGUGACAAACAUAAGCGCUACUCUGAAGCAGGCGCUUGUGACAACGUUGAACUCUAUGAUAAAGUUAAUGGAGAUAUCGACGACCGACCAGCACCCCCUUUGGUGGACGAGGUGUCCUGGCAACCACCACUCAAUCUUGACGAUGUUCUGAAACAAUCCAUUGCCGAGUGUGAUUUACCUUGCAAUGAAGAUGUCGGCUGUAACGAAGAUGCACCCUGCAUGCAAGGUCGAAUCAAUUUUGACGAGAUCGAUUUACGUACACCAUGUCCUAGCUCGUCAAAAGAACCUGGUACAUCGAUUAUCAACAGGGUGGCUAUUAAUAACGUAUGCAAGCGAAGAUUAGCAGAAGAAUUAUUUCAAGGUAUCCAUACAGACUCUGAGUUUAAUUUUGACCCUUGAUUACUAAAGAGAGGAUGAACAAGUCUUAUAUUGAAGAUCUAAUCAAAUACGGUUUUGAUAGUAAUGACAGUAUUGACGAUUGUUUAUCACAAUCGUCAAUAUAUGAUACAUUAAUUGACGAUAGCGUCUAUAGUGAUACUUAUUGUGACAAUGCGGACGAUGAUAAUGACAAUACAUCGUAUUAUAAUCGAGUCAAGAAUGAUGAUGAAAACGACGUGGACGACAAUGAAAACGACGUGGACGACAACGAAAACGAAAACGACAUCGAAGACGAAGAAAAAAAAUGUGAAAUUGAAUUUUGUAAAGACAUCCCACCAUGUAAAAACAUGAAGAUAUAAGUGUGAUUUCAAUAAACAUUUAUGA